AUGACCCGAGGCUUCGCUCCCGUCCUGCCUGUCGAGUUCCAUAAGAUGGGCUCUUUCCGCAGGCCUCGACCGCGCUUUAUGAGCUCCCCAGUGCUCAGCGACCUGCCCCGAUUCCAGGCCACCCGGCAGGCUCUGCAGCUGAGCUCCAACUCAGCCUGGAACAGCGUCCAGACUGCUGUGAUCAACGUCUUCAAAGGGGGCGGCUUACAAAGCAAUGAGCUUUACGCACUGAACGAAAACAUCAG
Messenger RNA from Galeopterus variegatus (Sunda flying lemur), 245 nucleotides. RefSeq names its product proline-rich protein 5-like. Gene Ontology annotation, biological process: TORC2 signaling. The transcript is spliced from 2 exons. The annotation marks the transcript as partial. The record is from RefSeq and is a predicted model, not a curated record. NCBI's taxonomy places the organism in Eukaryota, Metazoa, Chordata, Mammalia, Dermoptera, Cynocephalidae. Gene Ontology annotation, cellular component: TORC2 complex.